Leucoraja erinaceus (little skate) is the source of this 1185-nucleotide messenger RNA. RefSeq names its product T-cell surface antigen CD2. Lineage: Eukaryota; Metazoa; Chordata; Chondrichthyes; Rajiformes; Rajidae. The coding region runs from base 373 to 1158 and encodes 261 amino acids. The transcript has 5 exons. The record is from RefSeq and is a predicted model, not a curated record.
GUUUGGAAAUGGAGGAACAUAGAUUGUGUGUAGGCAAAUUAGAUUAGUUUAACCUGGCACUGGCAUCAUGUACAGCACAGACAUUGUGGGUCGAAGGGCCUAUUCCUCAACUGUACUGUUCUGUGUUCUAAUCUUCAAGAGGAGAUCUUUAAAUUAAAAUUGCUGUCCCUUUAGAAUAUUCUCUAAACUAAACUGUAAUUUGUGUUAUUCUGGUGGUAGAAUUCCAAUUGAGUCUUGUUUGUUAUCCCACCCUUCCUUCCUGCCAGAUUGCUGGGAAAGAUUCCAGAGCCUUUACUAUGAUGAUAUUUUUUUUCAUUAAAAGACCGCUAAGCAAGGGGCUAAGGUCUGCUCAGAUGCUUAAAACCAGCCAGGAUGGUUCUAAAUGGCAGAUUUUCACAAUUCAGUCUCGUUCUGUUGAUGGCUUUCUCUGGAUGGUUCCUAACAGAGAGCGACUGCCGUGCGUUGGAUGUGUACAGUGAACUUGGGAAAUUCCUUCUUUUAAAUAUUACGAAUCAAAACUCUAGUUCUUACCAUGAAGUUAAAUGGUUUAAAGGAAAUUCAAUUGUUGCAAAGUUCAAAAGUGGUCCAAAGCUGUACGGUCAUUUUUUAAGGAGGGUAAACAUUUUUCCAAAUGGUUCUCUGAGAGUUAACUCCGUAUCAACGAAAGAUAAAGGAAUAUACCGUGUGGAUGUAUACAAGACAGACGGAACCGUGCAAUUAACUAAAGAGUUUAAAGUACAUUUAUUUGGGAAACUCUCCACACCUAUGAUGAGUGUGGAAUGCGCCACGGAGCACAACAUGUAUGUGUCAUGUGAAGUUCGCGGAGAGGCUCCCGUUUCCUUCUACCUGAACGAGCAGCGAUUGACCAGGGAUAACGCCGUGUUCACAGACGACGAUAGAAAAGCCACACUGAGGAACGUCACCUCCUUUUCCAACAAUAAAACCUUCUUCUGUACGGCGGAAAACCCAAUCAGUAGAAGCCAAUCAGUUCCCAGGCAACUCAGUUGUACAGGUUCAAUGGCAAGUUACAUCUACAUUAUCUUCAUUGCAUUACCAGUCAUUGCAUUGAUUAUUUUUGUGAGGCUGCUUUAUUGCUGUGUCAGUCGAACUAACAACUGCAAUAUGAAAAAGCUGAGAAUCUGUGAGGACUACAUUUAGAAGUGGCGGUGAAAAUGAGGAGAUCAA